UGGAGACUGCAAAAAAGAGAGUUGUAGGGAAGCGGUGUGUUGCUGCUGGAUGUAGCAACACAAACCAAAACACAACCGGUGUUUCAUUGUUUCUUUUCCCAAAAGAUGGCGGCCAAGCUUUACUAUGGAACAAAGAAGUCAAGCGAACACGGUUGGAUUGGACGACACAUACGAAGUACAGUGUAUUAUGCAGCGAACAUUUCGAAAGAUCAUGUUUCGAAGAGGGUCCCUUGCGAAUGGCAGAAAUGGGAAUCAGCACUCGUCGACUCGUGCUGAAGAAAGGUGCGAAGCCAACUAUUUUCGAUAGACCACGGACAAGUCCGGAGCACCCGACCCCCUCCACAAGCGGACAGACUGGGCACAUGAGGUCUGCAUUUGCCAAAAGGGAAAGGAAGAGGACAAUAGAUCAGAUCAUGGACAGUACGACUACGGCAUCAGUGGCGGAUGCGGUGGAUGAACCAAUGGCAAUGGCACUAGAUUUGCCUGAUGAGGAGGGCGAUCAAGAUCAGGGAAAUACAAGAGAACAAGGAUGCCAGACGGACUGGGUACCGAUUGGGACAGCACCAACAGCAAUGACCAGUAGCAAGAGCACCCAAACAGGGAAAAUACAUCAUAGAUCAAAGGGACACCAGGUGACCCCAGAUAUCCUCGAGAGGGUUAGAGCUCGGCCGGCCAGGGUUAGUGAAGUCCCAUUGUCAAGUGUAGCAGCUCCAUCUGACAGCCCCGAGAUGCAGACUAACAUAGCAGCUCCAGGUGCGUCUGGAAUGCAAGCCAAGCUACGACCACCUCCUGCAUUGUUUGAUGAAGGACCAGCAUCAAGUCCCACUGCGCCUUUUGUUAGUGGUUCUUCCGAUGACAGCUAUGUGCCGAGUGAGUCAACGACAUCGGAUCCGUGUCAAUCUGACGGGUCGCCAGAUCGCCCAUGUACUCACCAGAUGCGUGAAGAGGGCUGCCACAAGGAACCGAAGUACAUCAUCUUUGAGUCGUGCCUCCAGAGUCUCGUCAAGUGGUGUCACUGUCCAGUCUGUGGCAGCCAGGACAUAAGCCCUUCUUGGGAUUCGAACGGUACACAGCUGACCAUGACUCUUCAAUGUGCAUCAUGUGACCAGAGGAGUAGUUGGAGCAGCCAGCCAAACAUUGGCCCUUAUGCCGCGGGCAACAUCCUGCUGUCUGCUGGCAUCCUCUUCGCUGGGGCAUCUUCUGGCAAGGUGUUGCAAGUGCUGAACAGCAUCGGAGUGGUCACGUAUGUGAAGAGGACAUUUUUCAACCACCAGGAGCUCAUCCUGCAGCCAGCCAUCAAAAAGGUGUGGGAGGAACAGCAACGGACGCACCUCACCAUGCUGCAGGUGGAAGGCCGACCCCUCGUCCUUGGUGGUGAUGGGCGAGCAGACAGUCCGGGACACAGCGCCAAGUUCGGUACCUACACCACAAUGGAGCUUGUGGCCAAUGUGGUUCUCGACCUUCAGGUUGUACAGAGCAACGAAUGUCUUGUCAGCUACCAUAUGGAGAUGGAAGGACUGAAGAGGAUGGUGGAACUGCUGAUCAGCUGGGACCUGGAUGUCGGGGUGCUGGUGACAGACCGACACAGACAGAUCGCUAAAUGUAUUCGUGAAAACAUGCCCAAUACACGGCACUGCUAUGACAUCUGGCAUGUUGCAAAAUCCAUCGGAAAGAAACUGAAGGCCAUCGCCAAGCAUAAGGACUGUGAAGACCUGAAGCCCUGGGUGCAAAGUAUAAUCAACCACCUCUACUGGGCAGCAGUGUCUACACCGCCUGGAGAGGGGGAACUUCUGGUUGCCAAGUGGAAUGUGACCAGGACCGGCUUCGAGAUCAGCGACAGGUGCCUAGGUGACCCGGCUGAGAGUGUGAGUCGGGAAGGAGAGAGGGAGUUGUCGAUGGUGGAAGACGAGAAUGAGCACGAACGAGAGUGA
Entelurus aequoreus (snake pipefish) is the source of this 1931-nucleotide messenger RNA. RefSeq lists its product as uncharacterized. Bases 237 to 1931 code for a protein of 564 amino acids. The transcript is spliced from 7 exons. Lineage: Eukaryota; Metazoa; Chordata; Actinopteri; Syngnathiformes; Syngnathidae. The record is from RefSeq and is a predicted model, not a curated record.